AUUUUGAUAAACCUGCAAAAACUGAUCAUGAGAAAAGACUCAAAAGAAAAGUCUUUGAAUAUUUUCUUUAUAAAAUAGCAAGAUAUAAUGGAAUGAUCAUUAAGAUGAACCAAACUUUUAUUUCUUUUUUUAAAGAAAUUUAUAGAAAAUUAUCUGAUGGAUGUGCAGAUAUUCAUG
Cetraspora pellucida is the source of this 177-nucleotide messenger RNA. The record is from the annotation of a GenBank genome assembly. Lineage: Eukaryota; Fungi; Glomeromycota; Glomeromycetes; Diversisporales; Gigasporaceae.